UUAUAUUUCACUACGAUACAUUACGAAGAAUACUUUAGAAUAUUUUGCAAAAGUGUUUAAACAAAGUGUACUAGAAAAAAAUAUGUACGAAUCUAACCUAACAAAUAAGUAAAAUAUUAAAAACAAGAUGUAAAAUAUAACUCGAAACGCUUGAAACACAUUAGAACUCUUAAUAAGAAAUUGCAAAGUGAUAUUUAAAAAAGCCAAAGAUAAAUAAUAAUUAUGUUAUUAUUAUGAUAGUAAAAGAAUGUAAAGGAACGUAACAACUCAAAACAGAUAGUUAUACGUGUAAAGAAGACGACGACUGUUCUCGUCGAAACCGGUUUUGCAAUUGUUGAAUAAUCAAAGUGCAAGAUGUACCUAUAUGUGCUCCCAGAGUGCGAAAACUAGAUUCACGUACAGGUGUCUAUUAUGUAUUCGGAAAAGUGUUAUUAUUAAAUGUGAUCGACUGAAGAAAUUAGCGAAAGUGAUAUAAAAUUAUUUCUCUGAAACAUGUGUUUGUAAAUUUUGUUUAGACUUGCUGUUUAAUCGCGGGUCACAGUUCAUUGUUGAAGCGUUUCAUCCUCCUUCGAAGAGUUUUCAGCAAAUAAUACAGUUCUAAAGGAAUAAAGGACUACGAGCCGUGACAGGGUAAUUUCACAAGAUGGCUAAGAUUUUUAUCUUAAUUGCGUUUCUGCCGCACUUACUAUGUACCAUAAUACAGAGAAGAAAUUUGUGUUCGGAAUACUUCGCAAUUGCAUUCAACCCUGAGACAGGCAAGAUAUUUGGACGGAUCGAAGUCUUUGCUCAACCAGAAAAUGACGAAAUUUUUUUUUUACAAGUAGCCUUAAAUGCUUCCGUUGAUUCUAUGAGAGGGACAUUUCGAUUGGAAUUGGCACGUUCGAUAAAUGAGACCAUUGAAGCAAUUCAAAAUGGCAAACCUUUGUUGUAUCAUGUUAUCAUGUUGUAUCAUAAUUUUCCCGUGACCGUCAAUUUUCCGAUCGUAUCCGCGAUAUGGUUCAACUAUCAACAAUAUUGCCACGGCCCCGGAGGGUCUAGUGGAAGUUUCGUAGCCAAUAUCGCGUUGGGGCAUAUGGUGUACCCUCCGAACAAAGAACCACUGUCGCAGGAUUUUCAAUCGUGGCACCGAAAUACAAGUCGCUACCGCAUAAACAAUCCAGUUUUUUACAGCAGCACCGAAUGCGGUGUUGCCAAUUACGACACUGAAGGCAAAAAUAAGAGGCUGAUAUUUGAUGAGACUUCAUCACCAGGCCAGUGGCCGUGGAUAGUUGCAGUCUACCAUGUUGAAAUAGAAGAGUUAGAGACAACAUACUCCUUUAAAUGUGGUGGUUUUCUGUUCACGAACAGACAUGUAUUAACAGCGGCGCACUGUUUGAAAAUGGACCUAUUGAGCAACGAUACAAUAGACCCUAACAGGUUGCAAGUGGCAAUGGGGCUAUUGAGCUGGGGCAAAUUGCACGGAGAUGGAACUGUUAAUCGGAAUGUCACAAUCUACAAAAUUCAUCCCAAUUAUGAGCAUAAUACCCACGGUGACUCCGAUGUCGCGAUUUUGACCCUCAGUGAUCUCGUCGAGUUCAAUCCUUUUAUCAAGCCUAUUUGUCUAUGGUCCGGUUUUAAUUUAAUUAAUCCUGUAGACCUCAUCAAUAGAACAGGAUAUAUUGUGGGAUGGGGUGAAGACUCGACGUCUUUUGGUUCUAUUGUAGAAAGACAACCGGUGCCGGCGAAGAUAGUAAGUCAAGAGACCUGUCUCAAGGCUGAUCGUAUAUACCGUAACCUCAUCUCGGAUAACACCUUUUGCGCUGGUUUGCUAGACAGACAGGGUCCUUGUAACAGUGGGAGCGGGCUGCUAUUUUUAAACACUCUCACGGGUCGUUAUGAGUUGCGUGGCAUUGUUUCGCGAUCUUUAUUCACAAUCAGUAAAACUCCGUCCUGCAAUCUAGGGAACUACGUCGUCUAUGUCGAUUUGGUCAAAUAUGUAUACUGGAUUCAUCAACAGUUAUAUUGAAAUUUUAAAAACUCUUAAAGUUCUUCAAAAUGCCACGUUGUCCCAGGAUCACAUAAUUUU
Vollenhovia emeryi is the source of this 2065-nucleotide messenger RNA. RefSeq names its product serine protease gd-like. Gene Ontology annotation, molecular function: serine-type endopeptidase activity. The transcript is spliced from 7 exons. NCBI's taxonomy places the organism in Eukaryota, Metazoa, Arthropoda, Insecta, Hymenoptera, Formicidae. Gene Ontology annotation, biological process: proteolysis. Bases 644 to 2005 code for a protein of 453 amino acids. The record is from RefSeq and is a predicted model, not a curated record.